Drosophila ficusphila is the source of this 2876-nucleotide messenger RNA. RefSeq lists its product as uncharacterized. The record is from RefSeq and is a predicted model, not a curated record. The transcript has 2 exons. NCBI's taxonomy places the organism in Eukaryota, Metazoa, Arthropoda, Insecta, Diptera, Drosophilidae. Bases 524 to 2683 code for a protein of 719 amino acids.
AAGUUGGAUUUUUCUAAAAAUGAACACACACGAAAUAGCUUCGUCUUUGGCGUUAAAUACAGACCACGGCAUCCAUCGGUGUCGAGCAGCGACAACGCAUCUCGGUCGGUCGAAGAGCGGCGGAAUUUGAUUUGAUUUUCACUUGGGCCCGCCGCUGCUCAUCGUUCGCGCUAUUUUUCCUCUAUUGUGUGUGGGGCGUUCUCUCCGCGGCGGUCCAUCUAAGGAGCAUAUUCCGAAGAAGCGAUGCUUUCCGCGACUCGGCUUUCCCGCAACUAGUUGCGUUUUGGAUGUCAACACGAUGUACACGCGAACAGCGGCGAAUUUGGUCAACCAACUGCCACUGGCAGCGUAAAGUGAACUGUGGACUCUAACGCACUGAGGAAUACAGGCAAUCCUGGAGUUGGAGCUUCCAGCUGGGAUUACAUCUUGAGCCAAGACUGAACCGUAGAACAGAUACAUAUAGAUUUUUCCAGGGCAACCUAAACGUACAAAAGAUCGAUCACGAUCACGAGCCAGGAUCAGGAUGCAGGAACUGACGAGGGUCUGCGACCUGAAUGGCAAUUCUGGCAAGGGGGAGUUGGUCCCAGUAGCUCCCGCCACCAACAAUCUAGAUCAACUGCUGCCCAACAUUAAACUCGAGCAUGAUCCCGAUCUUGAGUGCUGGCUGCCUACACCGGAGCAUCCGAAACUCCGGUUGGACCUCAACAGCACCCGACUUCUCCUGCAGGGCUCCGAUGAUCCGCUGAUCUCGCAUGGCUCCACUAACGAUGCCCACGACGAGGAUCAUCCCUUCAAGACGCUGCUGGCGCGCAAAAGUGCCAGCCACGAAACACCGCACAAUGGAACCUGUAGUCCCCUCACCAAACAGCAACUGAAAGCCAAUCUCCUGAUGGGCAACCGAAAGGCCAAUAGGCAACCUCAGCCGCAGGAGGAACAACCUAAUCCUUCCACGCAAAAGACAUUGAAAUCAGUUCAGCGGGAACCGCAAAACCGAAACCGAAAACGAGGCAAUGAUGCGGGUGCCUUGAAGCUGCGUUUCCAUCACCAAGCUUUGCCUGCUGAAUAUGCCGCCCACUAUGAGGCCACUCAAGGUCGUCAGCCAACCAGACCAGUUCUCCCGCCGCCACCUCCUCCUCCCUCGCAUCCACCAAGUCAAUCUCACGAGAAUGUGCGCAGUUGGCUGCGGAAGAUCGCCGAAAUCCAAAGGAGUGCCGAGCGCAAGCAGGCAUCCACUUCCCGAAACGGAGCUCCACCACCCUCCAGAUCUUCGCCCAUUGCUGCCACCUCUGUGGUUCCGGUUAAAACCCCUGAAGCAACCUCCACCUCGAAGCGAAGCUCUUUAAAAUACGCCGAUCUACCUUACAUGGGUGAGAUAACCCUGGAUAACUACAAACCAAGAAGAGGCAGAAAACCCAAGAAGGCGGACAUCUGUCACCUGAUCUAUAAAAACUAUGGAACCAUUGUUCCCGCUGCCGUGGCAGCAAUGCCGGUAAGUGCUGCUCCACCAUCCUCAACUCCCACAAUGUCCCUGCCACCAGAUGAACCACUGAAUCUCUGCCUGCGCGACCAGAGCGCCGAUCGGUUCUCCAUCUCCAGUGGCGACAGUGAGAAGCCCACGACGAGGACAACACCCACUACGACCACGAAUACGACAGAUUGUGGAAGCUCCUCUCACAGGACAACACCUCUGAGUUCCGUGAAGCCACUGACCUUGGAGUUGACCGGAGGUGAGGAUCAACCUCUGAGUGCCGCCAAAUUGAUGCUGCAACCAGUGGGUUUGUACUACCAACAGCUGGUGGAGUCCUGCAGCUUGGGUGGAAUGCCAGUGCCCUUGGAAACCAUCGAGAAGGACAAUCAGCUCUCCCUCAAGAUACCCAUACCAAGUGGCUUCUUUGCCAACGAGACCACGCCACUGGCCAUGAGAAAACGCAAGCGAUCUGCGAUCUUCAUACCUCCAAUGCCCGCCGAGCAUUCAUCGAGUCCCUCGAACGAGGUGAGCAUAUGCAAGUUCAAGUUCACUGGCGGAGCGAAGCCCACGCUGCAGGAGAAGAAGAUGUUGUCGGUGGAUGCGGAGGGCAACUACCGAUAUUACAACGGCACCGGGGACAAGACCAUGCGGGGCUAUGAGUUCAUCUCCCGGGAUCAGCAGCAGCAGCUCCAGCAAAAUCAACAGCAGCAGGGACCGGAGAAGCUCUACGUGGACAUACCACCUCCCUCAACGGAUCUCAGUCCGGAGUUGCUGCAAAUAUCGCCGGAGUCGCCGACGUCAUCGCUGCUCCUGCCCAGCAGCAACAACUUGGUGACCGCAGUAGCACCUCAAAGCCCCGUUUCGCAAAGCUCCAGCUCCCAGAGUCCGAUGCCCGGAGCUGUGUGUCCCAGCCUAUCGCAGGGGAAAUCCCCAUCAGAAAGUGAUCGUAAACGAAGAUCAUCGAGGAGAUCAAAGCAGCGAGAGAAGCUCGAGAAAACCUUCAAGGAGAAGGGCUUCCUCAUUCAAACACAGCAACUGCAAUCUGCCGAAGGUGCCACCUACUGCAAGUUCAGGCAGCUAAAGAAGUUCACGCGAUACCUUUUUCGCAACUGGAAGGAUCACAUACCGGAAAGCGAUCUGGCCAAGCAUCAGAGCAGUGGGCGGGAGGAUAACCUUCCAAGUCAGGGGGCGCAGACCGCCAACCAGGCCACUUGAGCCCUCCCAAGCAGAGAUCCAGGUGCCAGCCACACAAAGCACUGCCAAAGAGUUAGUUUAAGACGAGAUGAUGGAGCACACCAUCCCAUGCCGAUUCCGUCCAUGCGGGCUGCUCACCAACGCGAUCAAUGAUCCUCAGCCACGCUUCCUAGUCGUUCAUCUGUUUUUCUAGUGCCUAAACAAAUGUUAUUGU